AUUUUUCUAAUUUUAUGUGAAGUACAAAUUUCUCUACAGUGAAAAGGCGAAAACAACGAACAAAUUUUGAAGUAGAAUUUAAGGCAGUCGCCAAUUUUCCUUCUUCGACUGCGGAAUUCGCCGAUAAUUUUGUUCGGAGAUAUUUGAAGGAAUUUGUUCAUCGUUUCUUCGCCCUAGAGUAGAUCAGGAUCAGAGCUUGAGAUUUGUAGUUUGUGCCCGAUCAUAAUGGCGAGGAUCAAACCUCAAGCUCUCUUACAACAGAGUAAGAAGAAGAAGGGCCCGAGUGGAGUCAGUGUUGUCACAAUUGCAAUUUACGGCAUGGUGGUUGUUGUCAUGACGUUUUUUCUUUUUGCUUCAUACAGACACUGGGCUCAAAGGUCAGCAUAUCCGACAGAGGAUACGUUCUCAAGUACAGAGCAUGAUAGUUCAUUUGGAGAUUCAAAGAAAACUGAUAUCCCCAAAUAUGCUGUAAUACAAACCUCAAAAGGCUCGGUUACUGUCGAACUCUACAAGGAAGGCUCUCCUGAAGUUGUUUACGAAUUUGUUCAGGCGUGCCAAAAUGGCCGCUUCAAAGGAAUGCUCUUCAAUCGUGUAAUAAAGAACUUUGUAAUUCAAGGAGGUGAUGUCAAUAGACCCGGAACCACUGAAGAUUGGACUUCUAGGGGAAAGCAUUACAAUCAACUCGAUAAAAGCCUUAAGCAUGAAGCAUUUAUGCUGGGCACUUCCAAGGCAAAACCUGAUGGUGAGGUAUUCGACCUUUUCAUUACAACAGCACCUAUCCCUGAUCUAAAUGAGAAAAUUAAUGUAUUCGGACGCGUUAUUAAGGGUGAAGAUGUAGUCCAGGAAAUCGAAGAAGCAGACACAGACGAGCAUUAUCGUCCUAAAACCCCCAUAGGGAUCACAGACGUCACCCUGAAAACAGAAUAAGUGAUGAAGGUCGAGUGUUUUGUUAUAGCGUAGGAUAAAAUCAUCUGAGAAUUAAAGAAGGAUCUUCUGACCGAGUCACUUUCUGUUCUUGUAGCCCCAUCACGUUAUCCCAUUAAACCCGUGAAGCUCUCGUUCCCCACCCACGACAUUCAUUCGAUCUAUUUGUAUAAACCUGUUCUGUUUAGCUUCACUUUUUAUAAUUUUGAUUCUUUUUUCCUUUGUA
Salvia hispanica is the source of this 1150-nucleotide messenger RNA. Its product is annotated as peptidyl-prolyl cis-trans isomerase CYP21-4-like. Gene Ontology annotation, biological process: protein peptidyl-prolyl isomerization. Gene Ontology annotation, molecular function: peptidyl-prolyl cis-trans isomerase activity. The record is from RefSeq and is a predicted model, not a curated record. NCBI's taxonomy places the organism in Eukaryota, Viridiplantae, Streptophyta, Magnoliopsida, Lamiales, Lamiaceae.